Molecule: messenger RNA, 2379 nt
Organism: Pelagomonas calceolata
Lineage: Eukaryota; Pelagophyceae; Pelagomonadales; Pelagomonadaceae
Source: the annotation of a GenBank genome assembly
AUGCGCGAGUGGGAGCGAAUACGGCGGCGCCUGCUCGAACCGUCGGCCCGAGAAUCUCGUGCGACCGCCGCCCAGCUCGACGAGGAGAAAUGGUCCGCGUGGGAGGAGCGGGCGAGGGCCUUCCCGGACCCGAGCGUCAUCCCGAACGACGACAUACAAGCGGCGGCCGCCCGCGACUUCACCAUGUCGGAACUUGAACAAGUCAUCCUCAACGACACCUCCACCGGGACGGCGCCGAGUCCCGGCGACGGCGUCUCGUACGAAGCGGUCCGGGCGGGCGGUAUGGCGCUCUGGACCGUGAUCCUCUUCCUGUACAACGCCCUACUCGCUGGGUGUACUGCACCGGAGGUGUGGCUCGAGGUCUACAUCCGAUGGUUAUACAAGAAGGGCGACCCGACGGUCUGGACGAAUUACAGAGGAGUUGCGCUCGCGAGUGUCCUACUGAAGAUAUACGAGCGUCUACUGAAAAAUCGGUGGAGUCGCAUCUACGUGCCAUUACUCCGCCCCGUGUCGUGGCUCCAGGACGAGGGAGCCCCCGGCGUCGACUGCCGGCAUCAGUUGUGGCUCGUCCAGGACCUUUUAGCGUACAGACUGUACGAAUUGGGCUGUUUUACGUGGGUGAUGACGAUUGACCUAGAGCGCGCCUUCCCGAGCACGAUGCGCGAGUACGUCGCCCUAGCGCUCUGGCACGCCGGGUGCCGCGGCGCCUUCCUACUCGCCCUUUGGAAUAUUUUGUGCAAGGCGGGCGUGCGCUUGUCCACGAGCGACGGACGCUGGAGCGACCUGGUGGAUUUCGAGCAGGGCCUAUUGGAAGGACGCGUCUUUAGCGGCGACGCGUUCGCGGUCGUGCUCGACGAUCUGCGGCGCGUCCUCGAAGAGUCCGGGCUCGGCGUGCGGCUCGGAAGAGCGACGGGGCCCCAAGUUUAUUGUGGGGUAGUCCUGAAAACCGACGACGUCUUCCUGAUGGCGGACUCGGCGAACGACCUGCGGUUGGCAUACGGCAUCGUGAAGGCGUGGGCCCACGAGUUCCGAUUCAACCUCUCGCUGGGCAAGCACGAGGUUAUGAGAGUCGGGAUGCCGUCCGUCGCCGGACGCGUCGUGUUCUGGUCUUGGCCUCGGGGCGAGCUCGCGCCCUACGUUAGAACGCGCCAGCACUACGCGUCGUACGACCUCGUGCCGGAGGCGUACACGCUCAAGGAAGCGGUCGUUUACUUGGGUUGCUGGAUCUCGGAGUCGCUGUCGGCCGACUACUCUGCGCAGAAGCGACUCUGGGAGGCGUGGGAGAUCUACAAGGCGGCGAAGGACUCCGUGCAGUCCGUGUCCGAACUACGACGCGCCGACGUGCUCUCCGUCAUGAACGCGUUCUUUCGCGGAAAGCAGGAGUACCCGGGCGGGCCCACCACGCCCCUGUCCGGCGAGAUCGGCUUCUUCGCGUCGAAGCCCGACAAGAUGAACCACGGAGGCCUCUCGGGCGAGGUCGAGAACGCGUACCUGGCGACCCUCCGCGUCACGCUCGGCGGCGUCGCGACGCACAUGCCGAACGCCGCCUUACUCGAGAUCACCGGCUCGAGGUCGCCGGCGUGGCGCCGCCGCGCGAGUAGGGCGAUCUUCAAGCGCGCGUUGGAAGCCGUCGCCGUUGGCGAGAGGGCCGUGGUACUCGAUGUUCUACGGUCGGCGAGGUCCGACGCCUUCACCGCACGAUCCAUCACGCACGCACUCGACGACGCGACGACUGAUCUAGGCCUGGGUCGGCGGCCGCAGACGCUCGCAUACAAGCCGCAGGAGUGGCGGACACGCGUCAAGACCGCCGCGCGGUUCCUCGAACGGAAGUGGCGCCACGCCAUCCUAAGGACGGAGUCGUCGUCGCGGCGCCUGGCGGCCGCUGUCUCGUGGGACCGCGGCCCGCCGGCCCUCUCCGCGCCCUGGCGGCGCGUCUUCUUCGCCGAUUCGUCCUGCAAGGGCAACACCGCCUUCCUCAUGUCGACCCUGUGCGAGCAGUACCGCCUCGUGCCGCACGUGCGGUCGAAGUUCGGGGGACCGGCCGAGGGAUACUGUGACAUUUGCCGGACCAACGUCGCGAGCGGGAGGGCCGACAUUGCGCACCUCAUCUUCGAGUGUCGAUCGGUCGACUUCGUCGCGACGCGCGCCCGAUGGCGCGCCGAGUACGAGGGCGAGAUCGCGGCCGCGGGCGCCAUCUUCCCGUCCGACGCGGACCCGCUCAUGGUGUCGGUCGGACUCGUGCGCCCGAAGGCCCUGCGCAACGGCGUCCGGUUUGCGACGCUCUCAUUGAGGCUCGCCAUCGCGUUCGUGCGGCAUUGGGGCCGGUUCGAGCAUCGAAUCCGCGACGAGGUCCGGAGCUUGCCCCCCUGCAAGUACUAG